This is a messenger RNA of Aaosphaeria arxii CBS 175.79, 1611 nucleotides long. RefSeq lists its product as uncharacterized. The transcript is spliced from 4 exons. Lineage: Eukaryota; Fungi; Ascomycota; Dothideomycetes; Pleosporales. Gene Ontology annotation, molecular function: DNA-binding transcription factor activity, RNA polymerase II-specific; RNA polymerase II cis-regulatory region sequence-specific DNA binding. The record is from RefSeq and is a predicted model, not a curated record. Gene Ontology annotation, biological process: regulation of transcription by RNA polymerase II. The coding region runs from base 1 to 1611 and encodes 536 amino acids.
AUGGCCGCCGUCACCUCAAGACCAGCGAGCAUUCCUCCACAAUCCAACUCAAGGAUGUCCUCUUCGCCCAAGGACAGCAAGAAGAAGAUACCCGUUGUGACUAAGACAGAAGAACCUACCAAAGUCGAACCUGCCUCGCAAGAAAAGCCUUCCACUUCAGAGGCUGCAACUUCACAGGCUGAGAGCAAGACUGCCACCUCGAACGCACCCCUCGCACCUCCCCCUCGACCAACCACGUCUGCAGCGGAAGGUGGCGACUACUUCAGCGGCGUCCACCACAAUCCCUUCAACCUCGAGCCGAAUGUCUUCGAACAGUCCUUCGGCAACCCAUCAGUAGAGACUCCAGGCCGUACCGUUCUUCCACCAGUCGCCAACAUCACAUCACCCUCGCCUCUCCCCGGCAUCACACCUGGGUGGCAGUCAUUGCGAGCCGGACCUCUGAGCCCUGCCAUGCUAACUGGUCCGACCAGCCAGACUGACUACUUCAGCGAGUCCUUCCGCGGUUUCCCUACACCCAACGAAUCUUCCUUGCGCACAGGUCUCACACCCGGUGGAGGCGGGUCUAUGUUCCCUGCCCCAUCACCCAAUACACAAGCGCUAUUCAACUUGCAAAGUGGAGGUGUCACCCCAAGUACUGCCGACUUUCAACAAUCUGCUCUCCGCGCGGCUGCCCAAGCAAGCCAGAACAAACCCGCUGCUACCACAGCUCCCACGUCGCAACCUGAGGUCGUAACAGCAGCCAUGGACCGACAGAGCAACUUCCAGACACAGCAACCUCCGGCACCACGCCAACCCACCGAUCCUUAUGCCAAUCAUGACGUUAGCAACGCCGCCAAUGAUCUUCUUUCAUUUGCAACACAGAAUGGAACAACUGGUGCACGCAAUGGGGCAUCGAAUUAUCCUAUGACGACACAGGCGCCGUCGAGCACCAAUGUGGGCCAUAUGCCUGUACUUCCAGUCGGCCAACCCUCACGGCGAGACACCAAGGGCUCCAUCAACAGCAUGGGUUCCGCUGAAACGGGUGACUUCUCUGAGAGCGGAAGUGAACAUGCCAAGCCUAACAGCCGACCAUCACGCAGCAAGAAGGGUGCCGCUAACACUAAGCAAGCUGCUGGCACGAAGCGGAAAGCAGACGAGGCACCAAAGGGCGCAAAGAAGGCCAAGUCGGCCAACGACGGCAUGCCUGACAUGGACGAGGAUUCUGAAGAUGAUACCAGUCCAAAGCCAGAGGACGAGAACGGCAAGAAGAUGACCGACGAGGAGAAGCGCAAGAACUUCCUGGAGCGGAACAGGGUUGCCGCUCUCAAGUGCCGACAGCGCAAGAAGCAGUGGUUGGCGAACCUUCAGACCAAGGUUGAGUUGUUCAGUACGGAGAACGACGCCCUUUCUGCCACCGUCACUCAACUCCGCGAGGAGAUUGUCAACCUCAAAACUCUCCUUCUCGCACACAAAGACUGCCCAGUGUCUCACGCUCAGGGCCUCAGCGGUAUGAACAUGAACACAUUCCUAGGCGGCGAGGCAGCUCACCAAAAUCCCUAUGGCAUUGCCCAAAUGCCGAAUGGUGUACAAAUGGGCAUGCCCAAUAUGGGAGGCCAGAUGCAAGCUCGUUAG